Messenger RNA from Branchiostoma belcheri (Belcher's lancelet), 1976 nucleotides. Its product is annotated as kinetochore protein Nuf2-like. Gene Ontology annotation, cellular component: Ndc80 complex; kinetochore. The coding region runs from base 147 to 1517 and encodes 456 amino acids. Gene Ontology annotation, biological process: kinetochore organization; attachment of mitotic spindle microtubules to kinetochore; meiotic chromosome segregation. The transcript has 16 exons. The record is from RefSeq and is a predicted model, not a curated record. Gene Ontology annotation, molecular function: protein-containing complex binding. Lineage: Eukaryota; Metazoa; Chordata; Leptocardii; Amphioxiformes; Branchiostomatidae.
UUGAGCUAAUUCGGUACCAGAACGAGGCUGCGCGGCCAGUACAAAUUACGACGCCAUCUUGUUGUUCUCGGUGGUUUGAAGUUUACGAGAUUUCCUCCGUUUCUUCCUCAUUUUAGGGCCAGAACGUUAACCUUCAGCGUCCCGGUAUGGAGAACAUCCCGCCAGGCCACGAGAGGUUUGACUUCCCGCGGCUCACCAUACAGCAGAUCGCGCUGGAGUGUCGUGAGGGCGCGCUGGGACCGGACGCCACCUGGCUCACAGAGGACCACCUGAAAAAACCAGAGGUUGACACCAUACAGAGUGUAUAUGGUAUCAUACUGCAGUUUUCCCUCAGCAUCUCACAGGAGCAGAUCACUCAGGUGCAGUUUGAGGGAACUGAAGAACUGGAGCACAAAGACAUCCAUGAGGAGGCUAUCCCUCAGGUCCACUUCUUCUUUGCCAUGCAACGUUUCAUGGAGUCAUGUGGAGCACAGGACUUCAAAAUUAAGGACAUUCUGGAUCCAAAACCCAAGAGAACAACCAAGUUCCUGAGUGCUGCCAUCAACUUCCUAAAGUUCCGUGAUCAGAGAUUGCAGACUUACGAAUCAAUCAAGGAAGAAAAGGUUGCCGUGCAGGAGGAGUAUGCCAGGCUCCAGAAGAGUAACGACGAGCUUCGGGCAAAAAUCAACCAGAUCAGGGCAGCAAGAGCUGAGCACGAGCCUCAAGUUCGUGAGGUUCAACAGGAGGUUGACAAGCUCAAGGCUGUGAUACAGGAGGGCCAGAGACAUCAGGAGACGCAAUCUUCAGCCAUGGCAGAGAUCGAGAAGACCAUUGAAGGAAGGAGUACAAAAUUGGCCCGGCUGAAGGACGACAUCAAGAGCACUAAAGAGGAGGGGGACAAGCUGCGCUCCAAAAUCGUCCAGUCUCCGGAGAGGAUGAAGGGGGAGAUGGGGCGCAUGGAGAGGAGCAUCAAAACUCUCAAGGUCACCAAGGAACAAAAGGGCCAGAGACUGGUGGAGCUGCAUGAACAGCAGCACAAUAACCAGGCCAUGGGUGAGAACUGUCAGCAGGGCCUGAAACUCAUCUCACUCAUCCAGGCAGAGUGUGACGAACAGAGGAAAGCGAACGGAGCGCUGAUGAAGAUGCGAGACCAGGUGGUGGGUCAGAAGGAGGUACUGCGGGACGUGACGACGCGGGAGAGCCAGCUGAAGCGUCAGCUCGGCUCCAAACAGGAGAAACUGGCCAAGUUCAGCCUGCAGCACCAGAACAAACUCUCUGCAGCCAGGGAGACGUCUGCAGUCACCAGGAAGGAACAGGAGAUGUACCAGCCCUGCAUGCAGGAACUGGAGAGGAACAUCAUGGAAAUUGAGAUGCAGAAGGGCCAGUUGGAAAAACAGCUUGCAGAGAAAGAUGAAAACCACCAGGGUGUGAUGGACACCCUGACAGAAAGAUACAAGGAGCUUCUCAAUUCUCUGGAUCACUAUCACUCCAGAAUUGUUCAAGUUUGGGAGAAAAAUCAGCCCAUGGAAGAAGACUGAGCAAGACUACGAGCCCAUUCAGUGCCUCUUUGAUAAAGCUGAUCAUUAUAGAGUGUUUUUACUUUUAGUUGUAUUUAGCUAUUCUGAAAGAGUUUCUAGUAGAACAUGUAAAUGAGUAGUAUUUCAUGUACAAAGACAGGUAGUAUUUUAACCAAGACUAUGAUAUCUGUAUGUGUGUAUGUUAUACAUGAGUAUGGCAUGCAUGAAAUUAAUCUGUCUUAGGAUGCACUAAAACCUGCUUUUAACUGAAACAUCUGAAAUUUUGUCUUGUUAAAAUUCAUGAUGUUUUUGUUUAUUUUAUGUCUAAUUGUUUGUUUUGUUAUCGUUUACUGUCAACACAUACAAUGUACAUAUGUUUUCCUCACACACAACUGAACAUCAUCUAUGGCAGAUAAGGCUGCAUGUUCUCUUCCUUGUCCUCUAGUGCAUCUUAUACGGUAUAUGGUAUUGGUUCAGCAA